CACCAUCACAAGUGCCUCACAUGUCUCAUCCAAGAGGAAGUGAUGGUGAGGGAAAAGGGAAUUCAUUUUUUCUGGAAACAACAGAGGCGCUGCUGUUUCUCAAGUGGUCCUGUCAUUGCUUGCCACAUUGUUUUGCUGAGGUAGACAAAUGGGACUCUGAGGAUCUACUACUCCAGAAUUUAAACUCAUUUUCCUCACAUGACAUUUCUUGAUCCUGACAACUACUUUUGUGAAGCCAGGGCUAAUUGUGACAAAAAUUGAGUGACUAAGAUUUGUGUCGGGUUGAGGUGCCUGAGUCAAGUUGGGGGUGGAGUUAUUUCAGUUAAGGGAAGUCAUAGACUUUCAUUUCCUCCUUUUCCAAAAGAAGGCAGGGAAUAGGGUUGACUGAGCAAGCAGCUGGUACUGACACAACCUAGUGGACUCUAGGUGAGGCUGUUCUACCAUGAAGCUGGCUGUACUUUUCUUGGGAGCCUUGUUGGAGCUACUAGCAGCCCAAGGAAAAGGAAAUUACUGUCCUCACAAAAAAUCGGCCACUCUGCUGCCAUCCUUCACGGUGACACCUACAGCGACAGAAAGCACAGCAAGCACUGGAACAACCAGCCACAGAACUACUACCACAGGCACCAUCAGCCCCGAGCCCACAACAGCCACUCAAAAUCCUUUUACCACCACCAGCCACGGAAAUGCCACAGUUCAUCCAACAACAAGCAACAGCACUGCCACCAGCCCAGGAUCCCCUACCAGUUCUCCCCACCCAAGACCACCUCCACCCUCUCCCAGUCCUAGCCCGGGCUCCAAGGCAGAUGUAGGAGACUACACUGGAACUAAUGGUUCCCAGCCCUGUGUCCAUCUCCAAGCUGAGAUUCGAAUUCGAAUUCUAUACCCAACCCAGGGUGGAGGAAAGGCCUGGGGCAUCUCUGUACUGAACCCCAACAAAACCAAGGCCCAGGGGGGCUGUGAGGGUGCCCAUGCCCAUUUGCUUCUCUCAUUCCCCUAUGGACAGCUCAGCUUUGGAUUCAAGAAGGAGCCACCGCAGAGCACUGUCUACCUGAACUACGUGGCUGUGGAGUACAAUGUAUCCUUCCCACAGGCAGCAGAGUGGACAUUCUCAGUUCAGAAUUCAUCCCUUCGAGAACUCCAAGCCCCGCUGGGCCAGAGCUUCAGUUGCAGAAACCAAAGCAUCAUUCUUUCACCAGCUUUCCACCUUGACCUGCUCUUCCUGAAGCUACAAGCUGCUCACCUGUCCCCUUCAGGGGCCUUUGGGCCAAGUUUCUCUUGUCCCAGUGACCAAUCCAUCUUGCUGCCUCUUAUCAUCGGCUUGAUUGCCCUCGGCCUCCUCACCAUGGUGCUUGUUACCUUCUGUAUCUUCCGGAGACGCCCACCCACCUACCAGCCCCUCUGAGCAUCUGUCUCAACCAGGGGUGUCCUCAUUUCUCACCACUCGACUGACUCAGAGACAGUUAUCAUCCCUCUCUGUCUUGAAGAACAAAAAUGUAGAGAUAAUGCAAUUAGAAGGGCCGAAGGGGAGAUGUUUGUUAAAUGUGACAGAUUCUGCUUUCCCAUCCCCAGUGAGAGAAUAGUAAAACCCACUCAAAUCUUUGUCUUUGGUUUUCUUUGUCCUUACUGUCAGAAUUAAAAGCUGCAGUAACAA
Molecule: messenger RNA, 1651 nt
Organism: Pteropus alecto (black flying fox)
Lineage: Eukaryota; Metazoa; Chordata; Mammalia; Chiroptera; Pteropodidae
Gene: CD68
Product: CD68 molecule
Exons: 6
Coding region: 443-1402 (319 amino acids)
Cellular component (GO): membrane
Source: RefSeq, a predicted model, not a curated record